CUUCUCCCGCAACCAUUCUCUCCCGCAACCAUUCUCUCCCGCGACGGCACUCUCCAGCACGGCACCGCAACAGCGUUUCUCCACCACGACAAGCACACGGAUGGACACCACAUUUGAUGAAGAUCAUUUCUUUACCACUCUAUUGCAAAGUGGUGAACAAGGGAGAUCCACAACCGUAAUGGCUAGUAGCCAUGAUAAUGUUGGACUCCAAGCAACACUAUUGGAAGGUGAAAAAAGGCCACCUAGUAAGAAAACACAACGAGGUGUGUCUUUCACCAUAGAGGAGGACAAUCUCCUCGUGUCGGCUUGGCUCAAUAUUAGCAUGGCAGAGUCGACUCCACUAGGAGACGACACGAUAGAUGACAACGUAGAGGUCAUUUUUGAAAGGCCUCCAGGCAAGAAGGCUGAGAAAGAAAGGGAGAGAAAAAGGAAGGCUGCAGAAUCUUACGAUGCAGAAUUUGUUGAGGCCUUAACUUGCAUGACAAAUGAUAGAGCUGUUUUUAUGUCUGAAAGAAGACAAGCGACUAGUAAAUUGGAUGUUGAUAGGGCUCAAUUACUAGUGGAGAAAAAAAGGAGAAAUGAUACGGAGAAUAGGAAGAUUGAUAUAGAGAUAAUGAAGAUAGAUCUUGCUGGCAUGAAUGGAAUGCAACGAGAGUAUUUCUUAAAUAUUCAAAAAGAGGAAAAGGUGAAAUCGGAAACCCCUGGAAAUCAAAAUCGGGAACUAUCAAAGACAAACGCCCUGAAACGAAAUCAGGAAAUCUUUGAAGUCGUUGAUCUCAGACUUGUUGAUGAGCAACUAGCAAAGAGAAAGGCCUAG
Molecule: messenger RNA, 817 nt
Organism: Juglans regia (Persian walnut)
Lineage: Eukaryota; Viridiplantae; Streptophyta; Magnoliopsida; Fagales; Juglandaceae
Exons: 3
Coding region: 101-817 (238 amino acids)
Source: RefSeq, a predicted model, not a curated record